AUGGCGGACGCAUCGUCUUCCGACACUACCUCAGAUUGUUGCAAUGAAUGGUUCUCUGAUAUUACCUCCGAACGAUCGGAGUACGUUAUAGUGGGCCAGAAACCGUGUCUGUCCCAUCGUCGCAGUAAAAGACAUUUCUUACAGAAGUUAUUUUUAAGAGAGAUCAGAGGUUGUCUAUCAGCACAUAAUUAUGCAUCAGAGGAAAGACUGUUUGCUACUGUACCUUCGUGGAGACACUUGCCACUUCUACACGUUAUCCCAAAAUCUGCAUUAGAAGCGGGGCACAUUGUAAUGGGAUUGACACAAUGUGGUCAGUUCUUGCUCACAUACACAUAUACAAUGGAUGUAAGUGGAAAUACUUCUUUGUACAAGUACUUGUUACACUGGUGGGCUUUCACUCCGAACCAUGUUGUUCGUAAAGUAGCAGAGGUUACGCUUUUUGGUAAUUAUACUAUCUAUAGAGAACUUAGCAUUGUCAUAUCCCAAUGGCCAAUGGAACGGAAUAAACUAGUGAUACAUGGCCUUUGUACAAACUGGUUGCACUUGCAACCAACAGACAGAGCAUACUUAACGAUCACUACAGUUCCAUCCCUCGAGAACUGCAAGGAUUGUUUGAAAGUUGCUGCAUCCUACGAAGAAGAGGGUGAAGAGUUGGCUGCCAACUGGGACGGUUGUGUAAGAUGUAACUGUCUUCAACACGGACUGACUGUCCAUACCACCUACGAAGUAAUUUCCCCCUAUCCUAGGUUCCGAGCCACUGUCUGUCUGAAUUAUUGGAACCACGUGGUAGUUAAUACAGGAAAUUUUCUGCACGUACUCAGGGUGGAUUUGGACAUUCCAAGGUCGAAAAAUCAGAAGAGUUGUGAUAAACAGGACACUGUAAUUCCUGACACGGUGCCAUUAGACAUGAGUGAUGUGGAGGAAUUGGAUUACACGAAGGUGGAACGUUACGAGAGUUCAGACGAGAAAUUAGGUACGCCAGAGUGCGCGGUUGAUCGAUCCCCGAGAUGCGAAUCGAGUAUAGAACAUGACUUUCUAGAUGAACUGAUUAGAAUAGAUGAUAAGUUAACCCAUGAUCCAUCGAAUACCUCGAACAGUAAUCAAAGCGAUUGUGUCUGUGAUAUACGUAAGUCUGCUGAUAUCAUAAGUGUUAAGUCGUGCGAGUGUACGGACAUCGGCGAAUGUCGAUGCCUGACUACAAGGCCAGAAAUCUGUCGGACCGAGCAGCAAGCGAUAUCGGUCAGGGACAAGAUCCUGCAGGACUUCUGCGAGGAUAUGUCCCAGGAGCUUAACAUCGGUAGUGAUCUAAUUACUCUAGUAAAGCAUCCGUCGUGUUCACCACGGUCCACGCCGCAAAGGCUUCCCUCGGAUCUCAGGACGACCAGCUGCUGGUCGUCACCUAUUCUUACGCCGCCAUCGGAUAUUCUUAAGACCCGUAAUUCGGAAUCUAGUCAUAGAAGCAGUCGCAGUCAACGCUCAAAUUCCCCCCAACCAGGCGCGUCCGAAGAUAACAACGUGACUUCCGUUAAUUCGCCGCUUCAUUCGGUCUCCAUGAGCCCUUCCUCUUCAUCACGUUUGAUGUCACCGCCUGUGUCGAGGUCCUUUCGUCAUCCGAGUCCACGUAAACGGUCUAACUUACACUCCCCACCGCCCAUCGUGAACACCACCCAGUCGAGGACAAGAGCCACGCACAAGCUGAUCCUCGAGGCGGAGAAAGCGUACGAGUUCACGGACGAGGCGCAGGAGACUUGCGAGAAGCUCAGUUCGUUCAGAAAACGUAGGCUCGCCGACAAGAAGUACGAGUUCUGCGACGAAACGGAGGACGCCGAGAAUAUAGUUCCUUUCAAACACAUACGGGAUCAGUUCAGACACCGUGGAUGUUCGAUACAUCAGAUACCGUCGUCCCCAACUAUGUCGCCUGUACUGCCAAACGGCAAGAAACACUGGGUGGACUCUGAUCAAAGCGAAACUGAUGAUUUUAGUAUUAAUCAAGAUAUUGGAGCCUCGAACGACGUAACGGUGGAUUCAGCUGAGAAGAAUGUCCUUCGUCCAUUGAAUCAAAAUCAGCUGCCUAAUGGAGCCAUAAACAGGGACCGUGUGGGCAAACAUUUUGUAAAUUCGUCUCCGUUGGUUCCGAAAAUAAACUUACAAUAUCCUACUAUAAAAUGCACCGCGCAUUUUAAGAGAAGUUACAUAGAAUUGGACGACGAAAUGAUAUCAGUAAUCACAGAUGUUGAAGACGAAGAGACAGGAGGGUACGUGAGUUACCAAUGUGUGCUUCCUAUGCAUGUCCAUGGAUCUGGAUAUGUGCAAAUGCAAAUGAUCAGCAACAGCAAAGCUGAGAAACUGAUAGUACCUUGCGUGUCGAUAAAUCAAUUGAGUUUCGACAUAGAAACGUUCUCUCAUCACAUCGCUGACUGGAUUUGUAUGAGAUUUAAAAAAAGAUAUUGGCACUGUAGCGAUUACGACAUUGAAAUCAUCGACAUAUGCGCGUUAAGCGGUGAUAUUAUUUGUUUAUUAAUUAUGAAGAUCCAAGCUAGUGAAAUUAGUAACCAGACGCAAUGUUCUCAAGAAAGAAAACAAUACGAAGUGGGAUGCAAAUUUACGUGGAACAUCGACACAAGUGAGUACAGAAUAACAGAUAUAUUACCCAUGGAAGAAGUGAAACCAGAGUCCUGGAAACCAAACUGUAUGAACGUUCCCAAUUUUCGGAGUCCAUUAUGGAACCCGACUCGACGUUUAGCACCGAAAUUAAGGGAGAAGAUACAACAACCAUACUCGCACACCGUGCGGUUUUUGCACAAUGAAAUGACUCUAGCUGGUGAAUCUAUAACGAGACUGUACGAUUUGGACAAUUUGGUGGAGUUCUACAUAACCCCAAUGCCAAAUUACACUUCGAUCGAAUAA
Dufourea novaeangliae is the source of this 2907-nucleotide messenger RNA. RefSeq lists its product as uncharacterized. The record is from RefSeq and is a predicted model, not a curated record. Gene Ontology annotation, biological process: protein ubiquitination. Lineage: Eukaryota; Metazoa; Arthropoda; Insecta; Hymenoptera; Halictidae. Gene Ontology annotation, cellular component: Cul4-RING E3 ubiquitin ligase complex. Bases 1 to 2907 code for a protein of 968 amino acids. The transcript has 10 exons.